This is a messenger RNA of Ochlerotatus camptorhynchus, 1256 nucleotides long. It is a transcript of the gene Dera, whose product is annotated as deoxyribose-phosphate aldolase. The transcript has 4 exons. The coding region runs from base 80 to 1018 and encodes 312 amino acids. NCBI's taxonomy places the organism in Eukaryota, Metazoa, Arthropoda, Insecta, Diptera, Culicidae. Gene Ontology annotation, molecular function: deoxyribose-phosphate aldolase activity. The record is from RefSeq and is a predicted model, not a curated record. Gene Ontology annotation, biological process: carbohydrate catabolic process; deoxyribonucleotide catabolic process. Gene Ontology annotation, cellular component: cytoplasm.
CAGUAUUGUCCCAAGUUCGCGACUAACCAGUUCAGCACGCACAUUCCGCAAAGUACAAAAUAUCAACCUCAUUAGCAUUAUGGUUGAAAACAAGGAAAUCCCUUUCGAUCCCAUUCCACUGGAGAAGGUCUACAUCAAUCUACGCAGUGUGGAGCAAUCGGUUGAACUUUUGACAUCUUCGCUUAUCAAGCAACAAUCACCGACUCAAAUGCUCCACUGGACAUUGAAAUCGCUGCGUCUGAUGGAUUUGACAACGCUCAGCGGAGAUGACACCCGAGCCAAUGUGGAGCGCCUCUGCUUUCGGGCGGCUCAUCCCUUCCCGCACCGACACCUUUCGGAUGCUACCACAGGUAGCAUUCACACGGCUGCCGUUUGUGUCUACCCAAGUCGGGUUCGGGAUGCUCAUCAAUCACUCGAGGCCCUCGGGGUAAUCGGCGAAAUUGGAAUAGCCGCCGUUGCCACUGGGUUUCCUUCCGGAUUGUACCCGUUGAAGUCUCGUCUGGCGGAGAUCGAAUAUGCCAUCGAUCAAGGGGCGACCGAAAUCGAUAUAGUCGUAGAUCGUAGUCUGGUUCUGAACAACAAGUGGAAACAGUUGUACGAUGAAAUUGUUCAGAUGAGACAUGCUUGCGGAGAUCGGGCUCAUCUGAAGACGAUUCUGGGCAUCGGAGAGUGCGGAACGAUGGUCAAUGUGUACAAAGCGUCGAUGGUCGCAAUGAUGGCCGGGUCGGACUUUAUCAAGACAUCAACCGGAAAGGAAACAGUCAACGCCACACUACCAGUUGGACUGGUCAUGAUCCGUGCCAUUCAGGAGUUCCAUAGACUAACUGGAAAGAAAAUCGGUCUGAAACCUGCCGGCGGUGUGCGCACCGUCAAGGAUGCCGUAGCCUGGAUGAUCAUGAUCCAGGAAACACUUGGUGACGAGUGGCUUCAGCCAGAGCUCUUCCGCUUUGGUGCAUCCGGUCUUCUGGACGACGUCGAGAAGCAAUACUACAUUCUUACGGCUAAGUAUAUUCACUAAUUGAUUGACAAGACUUUGACUUUGAUUUUGUUUUAUUUUUUAUUAAAAUUUGUACAAUACAAUAACAAUAAAUAACUAGAGAAAUUGCACGCUCCUAGCUCUCGACUCGAAAGCCCUUCUCAGGCGACGAACUGUAAUCUACGAUUCGAAACUUGCCACUUCUGGUGUAGUAUCCGUAGCGGCCUCUAACGUUGCCAUCGUUGUCACGUUCUUCUACGCGAAACUGCCGGUUCUUCCU